Molecule: messenger RNA, 927 nt
Organism: Naegleria gruberi
Lineage: Eukaryota; Heterolobosea; Eutetramitea; Acrasida; Naegleriidae
Exons: 1
Coding region: 1-894 (297 amino acids)
Source: RefSeq, a predicted model, not a curated record
AUGAAAAUUUUGAAUAGAUAUGAGGCUUGGUGGCCUGUUAGAAUAGUUUUGGAUGAAAACUAUUCGACGCCACAGUUGUUUAAGAAGCAGAUAGGAAAUUCUGAUAAGGAUGAAAUACGAGUGGUGAAGGAAUGUAUUGUAAGAAUGCAAAAUGAGCAAAUUCAUGAGAAGGAUGAGAAUGGAUGGUUAUUAGAUAUCAAGCGAAACAUGACGAAAUCAAGAAUUCACAUAUAUGAACAAAUAUUGAAUGGAUUUACCAAUAUUAAUCAAAAGCAAAGGACAACCGAACUAAUUAAGAAAUUGAAUUUGUGGGAAAAUAGAGAUUUUGCCUCAUUAUUUGUUGUUAAAAGGGAUUUUACUGAUCUGCCUUUUAAAUGGCAGCAAGAAAAGGAAAUUGCACUGAUAGCUAUUCGAAGGGAGCCUAGUACAUUCCAAUUAUUAUCAAGAGAAUUAAGAAUGGACAAGGAAGUUAUCAUGACAGCUGUCAAAUUAAAUGGAGAUUUGCUGAGAUAUGUAUGUGCAACGAUUGAAAGAGAAAUGGUUUUUACAGCCUUCUCUGCACUAAUACCAAUCAAAUAUUGUGGUUUAUAUUGGAUUAUUGGUAAAAUGGCUGAUGAUAGGGAUAUUGUAAUGGCAGCUGUCAAAUCUGAUGGUCAAGCUCUUAAGAAUGCUUAUGAAUAUCAAAAUGACAGAGAAAUUGUAACAACAGCUGUGCAACAUAAUGGCUGUGCUAUUCAAUAUGCUUCAUUUGAAUUGCAAUUAGAUACUGAGAUAGUGCUGACAGCUGUCAAGCAAAAUCCUGAUGCUUAUUUCCUUGCAACAUUUGAAUGUCAGACAGAUCCUGAAAUAAUGGAAGCUGCUGGUAUAACAGAAGAUAUGGGAAUUCUAUUUUAACAAAUUUCAAAAUAAAAUCUUUGAAAUUCAUAG